This is a messenger RNA of Chenopodium quinoa (quinoa), 5206 nucleotides long. RefSeq lists its product as uncharacterized. The record is from RefSeq and is a predicted model, not a curated record. The coding region runs from base 2335 to 3372 and encodes 345 amino acids. The transcript is spliced from 6 exons. Gene Ontology annotation, biological process: chloroplast organization. NCBI's taxonomy places the organism in Eukaryota, Viridiplantae, Streptophyta, Magnoliopsida, Caryophyllales, Amaranthaceae. Gene Ontology annotation, cellular component: chloroplast outer membrane.
UGAAUUAGUAAGAACAUGCUCCAGCCAAUUCAUGGCUGCAGCACUACAUUAGAGUAAUCAUGACAAACUGAGAAAAUGACCAUAUAAAAUAAUGAUCUCAUUAAAUUUCCACACCCCCUUUUCUAUUUCCCCUUCCUAGCGAAAAUCUUAUUUUAAAAAAAAAUGGAAAAAGACUCAAACAAAUUGAAAGAAAAGAGAGUUUUUAAAGAAAAAAUGGAGAGGCUUCCAAGGAAUUUCGUUUGAGUUAAGUGCCAAUGCUCCUCCACCUCUGAUUCAGGGAGAUUGUUAGACUUUAUUAAGGCUACUUACAUAAGUUUUUUCCAGUAGUUAUACUAUGAAUCUUUGUAUGCAUCAUGGUUGUGUCAACACAUAUACUAGGUACAAGGGUGUUUGAUGAUCAAACUCGAGCUGCUCUGGAAAGUUUCUCUUACCAACGCUGAUUCUAAUUGUUGUCUUCUAUAUGUACAAAUAAUACAUACUCAACCUUCUCUAGUUAAAUCUUUGCAUCUAGAAGCAAGCUUUUGUCUGGUUCCUAGCUGCGAUGAAUUUUUUUUGUUCAUCACAGGGAUUUAUCAGAGGAUCAUUCAUUUGUUUAUCAGGGCUGUGAUGAACAUAUUGGCCUAACAUGUAGUUUUUUAUGUUGAAAGUCCAUUUUUAUGUUUGUUUAAGGAGUUUCAUAAGAUCAAUGUUCACACUUCUGAUGGAAAACACAAGAUGUGUUAAUUUGAGUAAGGAAAUUUGCAGUGAAAUAUGGAAAUUAUAUGUGAGCUUGCUGAAGCCAUUGGUGAAAGAGAAUCUGACAUAAUAUUCACUUUGGAGGUCUUUUCUGGCCUCUACACGUCCAAUAUUGCUUUGGAUAUUGAAAGUGUCUUGUGGAAACUGCAAAGUGGGCUGAAAGAGUGCAAGUUAUACAAAUUUUGCAUGCAGUAUAACAGUACCAGAGGAAACAGAGAAGUGCUACUGAUAGGGGUUAACUACUAUAUACAACAGCAUUACUGAACUACUCAAAAAGAAUGACAAAUGCAGAAUGUCGAUUCAGAUUGAAUCCAGCAGGAAAUUGUGAAAGUCUACUGUCUUGAGUUCCUGACUCCUAAAUCUCCUGAACAUCUUGUGCAAUUUUGUCAAGGACGGUUGUUCUGAUCUAACAUGUAUCAUGCAUUCUUGCUAGGAGAAGUUGUACAACCGUACUGAUACAGUGAUUCCUGGUGUGGUUCGAGAAUCAUUGACACUUAAAGCAGUGCUUCGUUCUUAGUGCAGUUAAUGGUGGUUUUCACUCUAUAGUGAGUAUCACUGAGAAUGAUAACGGGCAAGUACUGGUAACUAUGGUCUCACUAUUUCUCUUUGCUUUCACUGUCCUAAAGCACAUGCCAUUUGAGUAUGGAACAAAUAUAUUAGAGUACUAAGAAAUAAAAAAACAUGGUUCGAAGAUAUAUUAAAGAAUAAUAAUUCUGAUCUGAAGAAUAUUUUGUCAAGUGGCUUCUUGCAUAAUAUAUUUGUGAUUAGUUAAAUCCGAAAUAUAUGAACACAAGAAUGAUGGGUUAGACAUAAAAAUACUACAAGGAGAUUAACGCGGCUUAUGAUUUUAAUGUUUUAAAUUGCUUUAUAUAUACUUUGUGUAAAUAGCAGAUGUGAUAAUGAUAUUAACUGAUAAUAAUGGACUAAAAUUAUUAAUAUUAUUGACUUGAUGAUCGUGGUAAGGUGCAUGUCCUUAAUAGCUAAGAAAACAUGUAUUGAAUGCAAAUGCUUUAUUUUAUAUGUUGUGUGUCCAAUCUGUCCAAAAUUAGCAUUCAUUUUGACGGCAUCAUUUGAACUAGUAACGUGACUACUUAAUUCAAGCGUGCAGAGUAAGUUACUUUCAGGAAGAGAAGAAGAUUGGCCAGGUAUGCAGUAUGUGUUUUUUUUAAAAUUUAUAUCCAAAUUUAAAUCCAAAGAAAUAAACUGUUAUCAAAUUCUUUUGGGAAAAAAAAAUAGCCUUUCACAUUGAUUACCAGCCAACCAACGUAUGCAUUUUAUGUUUAUAAUACUUGGUUUUUUCUUUGAAAGCAUCAAUGAUAAUUUGGUCAACUUCUGAUUCAAGCAUAAUCACAAUAUAUACAAGAUGUACUAGCUACUUCUCCCCAUCCAACUCCAAAACUAAACACAAGACCGCGAUCUUCAUCCACAUAUUCAACCCCUUUUGGUGGAGCUACACCCUGGACAACCUGUCGAUAUAGUCUAAUACGGUGGGAAAGGGGUGUAGCUCCACCACCACUCAGUAGUAGAUUGCAAAAAAUAGUACAACCUCUCUUAGUUUCAUUAAGAUUAGAAGUUCCUUGCGUGGUUAAAAAAAAAAAAAUGGUUAGUGAACGUAGUGCUACACCGCCUAUGACUUUGCCUGGUAAAGAUGAUGAGCCAUUACUACCACUUAUGCCUGGCAAUGGAGGUAAACCCUCACCUCCCUUGUCUGGAAAAGGAGGUGGACCGCCACCACCUCCACCGAAGUUUAUAAGCAAGAAGAAAGCCACAACAAGUUUAAAGAGGUCUACUGAAAUGGGGAACUUGUUUCGGCUCCUAAGGGGAUUGAUGGAAGGAUCUUGUUUAGGUGAGGGAUCAUCUCGAGGAAGGAAGACGGGUGGUGGGAGUAAUGGCGGAUCUAGUGGUGGACAAAGCAUGAAUGAUGCACUAGCAGAAAUAGCCAGAAGGUCAACAUACUUCCAGCAAAUUGAAGAAGAUGUAAGAACACAUGAUAAGACAAUUAAGGGGAUUCAAUCUUCUCUUAGCUCAUUCAAAACAAAGGACAUGGAUGUACUACUUAAAUUCUACCAAGAAGUAGAAUCAAAACUCGACAUCCUAACAGAUGAAAGCCAGGUUCUAGCAAGGUUUGAAGGCUUCCCGGGGAAGAAAUUAGAUGCCUUGAGGAUGGCAGCAGUGCUAUACAAAAAACUGAGUGCAACUCUAUCUGAGCUACAUAACUGGAAAAUCGAGUCACCUCUGGCUCAGCUUCUUGAUAAAGUUGAGAAAUACUUCAACAAGAUUAAAGGGGAAAUGGAAGCCAUAGAACGAACCAAAGAUGAAGAAGAAAAGAAAUUUCAGAGCCAUGGCAUCCACUUGGACUUCAACAUUAUCUUAAAGAUCAAGGAAGCCAUGGUGAAUGUCUCAUCGAGCUGCAUUGAGCUGGCUCUCAAGGAGAAAAGGGAAGCUAAGGCAGAAAUAAAUGAUCAAACUUUGUCAAAAGCAAGAAAUCGACAGAAGAAAGUAGACACUGAUACUCUUUGGAGGAUUUUCCAGUUCUCUUUUAAAGUGUAUUCUUUUGCUGGAGGGCAAGAUGAGCGCGCUGAAAGGUUGGCAAAAGAGCUAGCUAUGGAGAUACAGGCUGACCCCAUGAAGGAUUAACUUAUUUGUCCAUUAACCAAUUGCACACAUAGUAUUAGUCACAUCUCUGCUGUACAUGAAUUAUAAGUUAAGCUUAGUUAUUUGUUCCUGAUGAAUCAUCAAUUCACAAGUUAAGGGAUGCUAUGAUGCCUACUUUCCUGCAGUCUGAGAUCUUAGUUGUUUUGUUUCUGAUGAAUAUUCAACUCACAAGCCAAGAAAUAUUGUGAUGCCUACUUCUCUGCAGAAUGCAGUACAUAUAUCAGAAGUCUAAACACUACUUCAUGCAAGGUUCUUCAAAUCCGAGGUUGCAAUUACGAGUCAAAGUCAUAGUAAAAGUAUAAGUGACAUGGGUCGCAUGACUGUUUGUCAUAAAUUUGAGUAGAUGCCCACAGAUUGUGCACCAGAGGGCUGCAGGAUGCAAUGCUAUUGCAGGUCAGUGGAGAUCUUCUUACAAUGAUGAACAAGAUCAGAUUGAGCCUAUAUUGUUCAGAAGCUAGCAAGCAACUUAACAUGGAAUUUGAAUUUGCAGCUGUAUGUGGAAAAAAAAAAAGCAAUCAAUGGUAGUUUCAUCGAUUAACGACACUUCAGGACAAGAACUGAGGAGCAAUAUGAAAUAUCCUGAAUUAAAUCAGGUUGCUGAAACAGUUGGAAACAUCAUCUGAAGUAAACUUUGUAUUGGGAAUGGGCAUUGAAUGUACAAAGUAAACUAAGUACUUUGGAAGAAAAGGAAAGAAAAAAAAUCAAGGGGGUAUAGCUUGCAACUGUACAUGCCUACUUCAAUGUGUAAUUAAUGCUGAUAUAAAGAAAUAUGCAAUCGGUCUAUCUAUAGAUGGCAAGGUACCUGCUUGAGAAGAUGUGCUCGGGCAUUUGCAUCAUUGUAUGUUCACCUGUGUGAUCAUAAUCAUAAUCAUAAUCUUGGCUUGCAGCUUUCGUAGAGAGGCGGCAUCUGGAACUAUAUAUCUAAUAUCUAUGUCGCAUUUGCAUUCAUGAUAUUUGCACUCUCUGAUGUGGCACAUAUCAUGAACAUCCUGCCUUGUUGGGUAUACCCUCUACAACUGCUAGCAUUGCCUGUGUGAGCUCUCUUGUAAGGGAUAAUAAUUGGCAGUUGAAAGCCAGCUAUCUCGCUUAUCAGUAUCAUAUAACUAGGGAUGUCAUUCAAGGCCAUGUAAUUUCCUGCCCAUCUUAAGUAUGUUGUGUUCCGUGACUGAGGUGAAGGCUAAUUACACAGGAAGUGCUCAGGGUUUGGCCAGCUCAUGUACUCUAUCUACAGACCAGAGGCCUGGAGCAUAUGCUUACAGUAUCACAGUAAAGGGCCCUCAAUUCCAUCAAUGACCUAAGUACAUGAGCAUAUGCUCAUGUACUUAGGUCAUUGAUGGAAUUGAGUUACAUACUAACACCAAUGGUUUCCCAGAGGCUAGAUCAGAUCAUUCAGAUGUCAUCACAAACAGCUGAAUCUGUCGUCAAUUCCUGUGAAUUCUGUGAUCAAGCAGAUUGAUAGGAGCAUGUUGUAUAUGAUUACAACCUCCUUCAGAUUAUCAGCCAGCUAAGGAAAUCAUGGUAGGUCACCGAUCGAGAGUCUGAGCUGCAGUGGUAGAGUGGAAUUCUCAGCCAAAAAGUGUCCCAAAGUAUCCUGUAUGCAAACUUUGCUUAUGGUAAUGCUUGUAUUACUUGAAUUUGACUACUUGUCUGCUCUUUUAAUUGUGUAAUGGUAAUGCUGUUAGAGGACCAACUCAACCAAAAGCUUAAACUGAGGCUCUGAUACCAUGUUAGAGGACCAACUCAACCAAAAGCUUAAACUGAUGGUUGAGGCCCAGGAAUAUGUUUUAUACUCUAUCAAAUGCUUGUAUUACUUCCC